This is a messenger RNA of Juglans regia (Persian walnut), 1764 nucleotides long. Its product is annotated as lysM domain receptor-like kinase 3. Bases 393 to 1667 code for a protein of 424 amino acids. Gene Ontology annotation, biological process: protein phosphorylation. The record is from RefSeq and is a predicted model, not a curated record. Gene Ontology annotation, molecular function: ATP binding; protein kinase activity. The transcript has a single exon. NCBI's taxonomy places the organism in Eukaryota, Viridiplantae, Streptophyta, Magnoliopsida, Fagales, Juglandaceae.
CUGUAACUGUGGUUAUCGCUGGUAUGCUAGAAGAGCCGUGUUGGGAAGGAAGAAAGAGAAAAGGGAAAAAGUGGGCAGGAGCCGCAGGAGUAUUUGAUAUCCCUUAUUAAUCAGGCUUCUUUUAUUAUUUUUAUUAUUAUAUAUUUUUUAAAGGCGGUUUGAUUGUUAGUGCAUUUGACUACGGCAAAAGGGGAGAGAAAAUUAUAACAUAAUAUAACGUUCGGUGGAUGAGAAAAUAUUGACUAGGAUCGGACUGUCGCCGUGCGCAUGCCACCUCCCAAAAGCAACGGCAGAAUCCGAUUCUCUGCUAUGCUACGCCACUGCUACCCGGCGCACUUGCAGCUUAAUUACCCAUCUCCGACCAUCAAUCUCGCCUUUUUCACCCUGGCCCGAUGUGCAAAACGAAGAAAAGCACAGACGUGAUCGAACCCCAGAGGAACGCGCAUUCCAAAUCUCGCAAAUCCUUCAAGUCUUCCCCCCCUUCGAUCCCACCAGACCCCACCUCCAACAAUUUCUCCAGCAACACCAACUUCAACACCACUAGUUCCAGCUACAAUAACUACUGGUCCAAGUCUUCCGCCUCAAGCCGAGCCUCUCUCUCGAGCCUCAAGGACUCUCUCCCGGAGAACCCUCACGUCUACCAGUUCUCCGAAAUCCGCGCCGCCACCAACAGCUUCCUCGCCAAGCGAUUCUCCUCAUCUUCCUCGUCCGCCUCGUGGCGUUGCUCUCUUCGCGACAAGGACUCCAUCGUCUUCCAGCGCAAGCUCCGCCGUCCUAUCGAAUUACUGGAGCUACGAGACCGUGUCUUGACGAUCGGUCGGAGCCACCAUAGCAGCAUAAUCAGGCUCCUUGGCGCGUCUUUAUCCGGGAAUUACGUUUACCUCGUGUACGAAUUCGUUGAAGGUGCGAACCUCGCUGGUUGUCUCCGGAAUCCUAAGAACCCUAAUUUCACGGUCCUCUCCUCCUGGCUCUCGCGCAUGCAGGUCGCCACGGACAUUGCACACGGCCUCGAUUACAUCCACCAUUGCAUGGGGCUGAACUCCAGCUUCGUUCACAACCACAUCAAGAGCUCCAGCAUUAUCGUAACCGAAGAGUCUCUGAACGCGAAGAUCUGCCACUUCGGCACCGCGGAUUUGUGCGGAGAAAUCACCGAAAACAAUAACUCAGAUUCUGCGAAAUCGAAGAAGUCGGAUAGUCGGGAAAUUAAGUUUGAGGGGACAAGAGGGGACAUGGCUCCGGAGUUUCAGUCAACGGGAAUUGCGACGCAGAAGAGCGAUGUGUACGCGUUUGGAGUGGUGAUGUUGGAGCUGUUGUCCGGAGAGGAGGCCCUCAAGUAUAGGUUUGAGGACGAGGGCUCUAGUGUCAAUGGCGAUGGGGGUGUUUAUAGGAGGGUGAGCGUGAUCGACACGGCGAGAGAUGCGGUGGCGAGAGGUGGUGGUGGGGAGGGGAGGAGGUGGGUGGAUAGGAGGUUGAGGGACUCGUACCCGGUGGACGUGGCGGAGAAGAUGGUGCGGCUGGCGUUGGAGUGCAUAGAGGAGGAUCCGGACAAGAGGCCCGAUAUGGGUCGGGUUGCGGUUACGAUAUCCAAAUUCUAUAUGGAGUCUCAGCAGUGGGCGAAGCGGAUAGGCCUGCCCACGGAAUUCUCGGUUUCGAUGGCCCCUCGAUGACAUUUUGCCACUGGAUUCCAAUUUUGCCCCCCCCGCUUUUGGUUGUGUAAGUUGUUUUUUUUUUUUUUUCAAUCUCCGGGAGUUCUUUAGUUUUAAA